This is a messenger RNA of Gigantopelta aegis, 1734 nucleotides long. Its product is annotated as A-agglutinin anchorage subunit-like. Lineage: Eukaryota; Metazoa; Mollusca; Gastropoda; Neomphalida; Peltospiridae. The record is from RefSeq and is a predicted model, not a curated record. The coding region runs from base 351 to 1307 and encodes 318 amino acids. The transcript is spliced from 2 exons.
UUGCCUGCUAAUGCAUGACAACCGUUCUUUCAACUUCAGCCAUUCUCCAUUCGCCACGUAAUAACUUGAGAAAUAUUUUUAAAUUGAGGGACCGGAGAAGAGGUAACGCGUCUUUAAGGCUACAUUCAUUUCUAAAUGUCGACUACUCUCCGUUUGCCACGUAAUAUUAUUAUAAUAGCAUUACCCGGGGCGUGUAGAUAAAGACAAGGUUUGCCUAGGGGUAACAUAUUUGUAAUUGAAUUCAAUAGAGAUAGCUCAUCGACUGUGUCGUGUGACCUCAAGUGUAGCAAUAACCUGUUGGUUUGGUCCGGUCCGGGAAAAGUUACUUAUUCUGAAGCAGAAACCAAGUAAUGGAUUUGUUGCUGGUAUCCCUAUUUGCAUUAUUGCACCAAGUCGGCGCUUCUGUAUCAACAUCGUCCUUACAGACUGGGUCGGGUGAGUCUUACUCGGCUGCUACGGCAUCAUCCGGGGACAGCGUUCUACAUACGGGCAACACGGGGACUCAUAGAGGCAUGAACCACGGACCAAAUAUCCAUCACAUCCCAACGGCAGAUGAAAUCUUUAAAAAGAAUGCUGCUAUAGCCGAGGAUAUGGCUCGAAAGCACCAGGAAGCUAUGACGAAGCAGCACGAAGAUGUACGGAAGCACCAGGAAGCUAUAACGAAGCAGCACGAAGAUGUACGGAAGCACCACGAAGCUGCAAUGUCUCACGAAGCUAACACAAAGCACCAAGAAACUGUGGCAAGUAAGAUGCACGUGGAAACAAACACAAUUGACCUAGAUACGGAUUCUUUUCAUCAGAUGGAAGAUUUUAAGGAUCCACAAGCAGAGGUUAUUUCAGCAACUGACGUCAAAGAUGACGUAGUCAGUGCACAGCUAUCAUCUGUAACUGAAAACAAGGGACAACAACCAAACCCCUCUGAAGAAAAUGGAAGUACGAAACGGACAGGACGUUCGUCCUAUUCACACUCAUCAUCGUCCUCAAGUUCUACAUCCUCCGACGGCAAACAGCAGUUUACGUCAUCAUCUAUGACAUCAGACCCAGAUGGCGUGAAGCACACGUGGCAUUCGUCAGACGAUCCGGACCACGUGUACACUUGGACCGACCGGACGCAGGAGUCGGUGGAGUCAUGUGAUGAAUCUGCAGGUGCGUGCACAUCCGCUACUGCUUCCGCUUCCGCUUCUUCCACCAAUGGGAAGGGUACGUUUCAGGCUUCGACAAUGACGUCAGGACCACAUGGCGUCAAACACACUUUUCAUUCCUCUGAUGAACCGGAUAAAGUUUACGUUUGGACGGACAAAAACUGAACCAACAAUUUUAUAUUUGCUGAGAACUGCUCCAGAUUGGAAUUUUGUGUAAAUGCAAGUAGCGUGUGCAUAGAGAAAAAGUAACGUAAACCCACAAGGCAUAACAUAAUAAAUACGACACCCCUUCUAUCCUCAUCUCCCUCAUGUUAUUAAGAAUAUUUCCCAAUAUGACCUAAUCUCAGACUAAAAUGAUGACUGGUGUUAUGCCAUGUUAGGGUCACCCAUAAAGUCGGACUAUGUGCGCAGAAAAUGUGAGAUUUUUACACACCCUACUUCAUGUACACCUGUUGUGUUCGCUUGAGUUGCAGGAUCGAAUCACCAAUGGUGGAUCCAUUUAGCUGAUUGUUUUUUUCUCGUUCCAGCCAGUGCACCACAACUUAUCAAAGGCCGUGGUAUGUGUUUUCUUGUCAAUGGAAAAGUGCAUAUA